Auxenochlorella protothecoides is the source of this 1482-nucleotide messenger RNA. RefSeq lists its product as hypothetical. Gene Ontology annotation, molecular function: protein binding. The coding region runs from base 1 to 1482 and encodes 493 amino acids. The transcript has 10 exons. Lineage: Eukaryota; Viridiplantae; Chlorophyta; Trebouxiophyceae; Chlorellales; Chlorellaceae. The record is from RefSeq and is a predicted model, not a curated record.
AUGGAGCAAGGAAUGAGGCUGUGGUGGCUGAUGAAGGCGGAGUGGCUGAGGAGAGCCUGGCUGCAUGUGAGGAUGGCGAGGGUGUUGAGCAUCUGGCUGCAGAUGAGAGUGGGGCUGGCGGCGAGUCUAGAGCUGCUGGCGGCCUUUGAGGCUGCUCUGGACGUUGAGAUCCCAGACUUGAAGCUGGAGGAUAUUCCGGCGCCUGGAGUCCCUGCCACUGCUGCCGAGAAGCGAGUCGAGCAGGCCAACACUCUGGCAGACAAGCUCCUGGAUGACCCCCAAAAACCGCUGCAUGUCGCCAUCAAGGCCCAACAGGUGGCGCUGCGGCUGGCCCUGGCGGGCGGAGUGCGGCCCGAGGUACUUUCUUCCGCGGCCAUGCUGCUCGCCAACAUGCUCCUGCAUGGCCGACGCUGGGGCGAGGCUAAGGAGGCCACCGCCAUCGCCUAUGCUGCUGCUGGCAGGGCCGAGCGUCCCGCCGCCAAAAGCCAAGCGAUGACCCUCUUUGGGCUGGCCUGGAGCUCCGAGGACAGGCUGGAGGAGGCCGCAGCGGCGUACGUGGCUGCCAUUGGGCUCGCUGAGGAGUCGAUGGAUGUGCUGAACCCAUCCCUGCACCGUGCCAGGCGCGACCUGUCGCAGAUCCUCCUGAAGAUGGGGAGGCAGGACGAGGCCGUGGCGCUCCUGGUCACCUCUGCGCGCCAGCUCUGCGGUCUAGCGGCCGACACCGAGGCACGGACCCUGGCGGCCGGCGUGACGAGGGCCGCCCUGGCGGCCGCGGUGGCGGGCGAGGACGGCUCUGCCGGCAAGACCCGGCCGGCGCAGCAGGACCAGCUGGAGGUGAGGGCGGGUGUGCUGGUGCACAGUGCGCGGCGGUCGGCCAUCAGGAGCCUGUGGGAGGCUGCGGACCUGCUGGCCCCACCCGAGGUCCCCGCCGGCGCGGCUGAGCAGGCCGAGCAGCUACUGCAGGAAGCCAUCCAGGUGGCGGGCGAGGGCUACGGCCGGCAGAGCAUGGUGUUCGUGCAGUGCCUGGAUGCGCUGGCGCGCUUCUCGCGGCGGCAGUCGCGGCUUGAGGAGGCCCUGCUGCUCUACCGCCACCAGCUGGCGAUCCUGGACGGGUUCAGGGCCUACGAGCUGCCCAUGGUCCAGCACCGGGUGCUCUUGCUCAGGGCGUCCGCCGAAGCGCUGGACCAGCUGGGGGAGACCGGCACGGCCGUGGACUACGCCAACCAGGCCCUCCUCCAGGCGCAGGCCUUGGUGAAGGUGGGCAGCGAGCCUCAUCAGCGCGCUGCAGCGGCGGCCCUGGAGCCCCUCUUCACACUCGUUGCAGAGUUGAAGGAGAAGACGGGGGACAAGGAGGGCGCCAAGAAGGCGCGUCGGAGCAUGCUGCAAGCCCGCUUGGAGAAGAAGCUGCCGACGUUCACUUCGCCGGGAAAGAAGGGGCGCAAGGCGACUCGUCAGAACAAGCUCAAGGUUCAGACAUCAUGA